AACAAAUUUUAGGGACUAAACUAAUAAAAGUUGUGGUAUGUAAUGGACUUGUUGCAUGCUCUAAAAACUUCGAGGAGAGGACCCAGCGAGAACCGCCCAAGCUAAUAAACUUAGGUGGCUCGCCUCGUCAACAGCUUGGACAGACGGCGCUCGACCAUCAUAAAAAACGAAAUAAUUUCUCCAUCAAAACCCACCCACCCAACGCGUAUCCAAUAAUCCAAAUGACAACAAACCUCCGGACAGAGCCUCUGCUAUGAGAGCGGCGUUUCGAACCGCUAUUCCCGCCCUCCUCUCCUCCGCCGCCGCCUUCCGCCCGUGCCGUCGUAUUCUCCGCCUCUCCCCUCUUCUCCUCCUCCGAAGCUCUCCCCUCUCGUCGUCGAUGGCGAACCACCCCACGCCACCCUCAUCCGCCUCUCCUUCGUCCUCCUCCACCGCCGCCGCCGGCGCCACUGUCGGUUUGUCGUCCUCCUCCUCGUCUUCGAUGGAGAAGCAGUUCGAGGAUUUCCGGGUCCAGCUCGAGGAGUCGGGGAGUGUCCGCGAGCGGAUCCGCAGGGUGGUCAUGGAGAUGGAGGGCGCCAUCCGGCUGAUGCACUCCAGUCUCCUUCUCGUCCACCAGUCCCUCCCAGCCCCAGAGGUUUUGGAGAAGGCUAGGGUUCAGAUUGGGGUGCUUAAUGACCUCUUUGGUCGGCUUGCUGAGAUCCUCCGAGAAUGCCCGGGACAGUAUUACAGGUAUCAUGGGGAUUGGAAGAGCGAGACGCAGACCGUGGUUUCGCUGCUUGCUUUUCUGCAUUGGUUGGAGACCGGGAGUCUUCUCACGCAUGAAGAAGCUGAGAAAAAACUUGGAUUGAAUGCUUCGGAGUUUGGUCUGGACAUUGAAGAUUACCUCAUAGGAUUGUGUUUUAUGUCCAAUGAAAUGCCCAGAUAUGUGGUAAAUCAAGUAACUGCUGGGGAUUAUGAUUGUCCAAGGAAGGUGUUGAAGUUCUUGACUGAUCUCCAUGCAGCCUUUAGGAUGCUAAACCUUCGAAACGACUUCUUGCGUAAAAAGUUUGAUGGCAUGAAGUAUGACUUGAGAAGAGUUGAAGAAGUCUACUAUGAUGUCAAGAUCCGAGGUCUGGCAUCUGGGGAGACCACAAAAGAUCAAACCACCCAAGCUUGAUGGUUCUGAUUCGCCAUCUAUGUAUGGAGUGUACCCUUGGAUAGCUUGGAUUUGUAAGGCAGAGUCAUGGUCAAGAAGCUUGGAUUUGGAUGAGUGAAGGGCAGAGUCAUGGUCGAGAAGCUUGGAUUUGGAUGAGUGAACUGGGGAAAAAAGGUUCAUCUUCACAGCUUAAGUUCUACCUCUGAAGAAUGUCAAAUACAACAUUCUUUUGGUAUCUGGAUCAGCACAAUUACUUUUAAAAGAGAUGUUCUGUUCUACCAGCGCUACAUCCUUUUUUUCCAAGUCAUGCUGAUUUAACCUUGGUUUUCUUCUCUCUCUUUCUCUACGAAACAUCAAGGUUACAAGUUUUUUAUC
Phoenix dactylifera (date palm) is the source of this 1510-nucleotide messenger RNA. RefSeq names its product Translin family protein. The record is from RefSeq and is a predicted model, not a curated record. Gene Ontology annotation, molecular function: sequence-specific DNA binding; single-stranded DNA binding; RNA binding. Lineage: Eukaryota; Viridiplantae; Streptophyta; Magnoliopsida; Arecales; Arecaceae. Gene Ontology annotation, biological process: RNA metabolic process.